UUACAAAAGUUGUUAGAAUGUUAAAGAAAACAUAACCUAUCCCUUAUCAAAAUCUGUACUUAUCAAAUUCGGUAGUAAAAAUCAGAAAAUGUCAUGAUUCCUCAUUACAAGACGAGUAAUAAUCAAAAGUAAUAUAUUAAAUACAUUAUAAUGGGAAAGAAAAAUAAAAGCAAUUCUAGUUUAGGUAAAUCCUUAGUUAGAGAUCGCUUUAGAGGUAGAAAUGGAAAAUUUGUGGCAGACAAAUCCAUGCUACAUACAACAGAACUACUGGAUGGUUAUGACUGGGGCAGAUUGAACUUGCAAUCUGUAACAGAAGAAUCAUCAUUUCAAGAGUUUCUUUCCACUGCUGAAUUAGCUGGAACAGAGUUUCAAGCUGAAAAGUUAAAUAUAACAUUUGUCAACCCUAAAUCAAAUGUAGGAUUACUAUCUGAUUCUGAAAAAAUGACUAAAAUUAUUGCACAUGAAAAACAUAAACAUCUUAUUCAAAUACCACGCAGGCCUUUCUGGACUCCCAAGAUGUCUGCAGAAGAAUUACAAUGUUUAGAAAGAGAUAAUUUUUUGAAAUGGAGACGUUCCUUAGCUGAACUUCAAGAAGAAGAAGGUUUAUUAUUAACACCGUUUGAAAAAAAUCUAGAAUUUUGGCGUCAACUUUGGAGGGUUAUUGAAAAAAGUGAUGUUAUAGUACAAAUUGUUGAUGCUAGAAAUCCUCUACUAUUUCGAUGUGAAGAUUUAGAAAACUAUGUGAAAGACAUAUCUGAGGAUAAAGUAAAUUUAAUAUUAAUCAACAAAGCUGACUUUUUAACUAAAAACCAAAGAGAAAUUUGGGCAAAAUAUUUUGAGUCAGUUGGAAUAAGGAUUGCUUUCUUUUCAGCAAUAAUUGAAGAAAAAAAGACCAAUAAGAAAACUAAUGAAGAUAAAAAUGAAACUCAAAACAAUGCAGAUUUAGAAACAACUAAUGUUGAAAUAUUAAAAUUAAAAGUAGGAAAAUUAGAAGAAAAUGUUGAUAAAGCUGCAAAUGCUCUUUCACACAUUAUUAAUAAAGUAGAGAAACUACUAAACAAACCUAACAGUUCUGAAACUAUUUCAUUAGAGAAAUCAGAUACUGUAAAAAAUCUUACUUCACAUGAAGAUAAUGUUAUAAUCAACAAUAAUGGGGAAGCAACAUCAGAAUGUAUAAAUAUUUUAACUUCCAGACCUCAAAGUCCUGACAUUAGCAAUUCACCUGAGAUUUUAACAAGGGAAGAACUUAUUCAAUUUUUUAAGGUAACUCAUUCAGGAAAGAAAGUAACUGAAGGUCUAACUACCAUUGGUAUGGUAGGAUAUCCUAAUGUAGGAAAAAGUUCUACAAUAAAUAACCUAAUGACAGUAAAAAAAGUGUCUGUAUCGGCAACUCCUGGGAAAACUAAACAUUUUCAAACAUUAUUUUUGGACAAAGACAUUCUUUUAUGUGACUGCCCUGGUCUUGUUAUGCCUAGUUUUGUGUUUACAAAAGCAGAAAUGAUCAUUAAUGGAAUUUUACCGAUUGAUCAAAUGCGGGAUCAUGUGCCUCCUAUUAAUCUUAUUUGUAACUUAAUACCCAGACACAUUCUGGAAGAUAAGUAUGGGCUGAUGCUGCCAAAACCUCUGGAAGGUGAAGAUCCAGAAAGGCCUCCUUUUGCAGAAGAACUAUUAAAUGCUUAUGGCUAUAAUAGAGGUUUUAUGACAGCUAAUGGUCAGCCUGAUAAUCCAAGAGCUGCAAGAUACAUAUUAAAAGAUUUUGUAAAUGGUAAACUUCUUUUUGCUCAUGCACCACCCAAUGUUAAUCAAAAUGAAUACCAAAUUUGGCCUCAGAGGAAAAAUAAUGGGUGUAUAAAUAGAACAUUGCCACCCAGACAAGCAAGAGCCAUCAGGUCUAACAGAAUAACAAGUGAAGAUUUGGACAACUCUUUUUUUUACUCAAAAACACAAGGUUUACAUGUGAAGGGCCAAAUAAUUCCUAAUAUUGGAGCAAAUCAUAUAAUUAGGGAAGCAUCUCUUGAGUCACAACAGUCCUUAAGAUGUGAUAAACCUUGGAAAAAAAUUAACAAGUAUGAAAAUAAGAAAAAAAGGGAAAAAUUAAGACGAGUCUAUGCUCAUUUAGAUGAACAUUAAUUACAAACCAACCGAAUGAAUGAAUUUGUUUUUCCUUGAAAAAGAAAAUAAAUAUUGAAUUACUUUG
Messenger RNA from Agrilus planipennis (emerald ash borer), 2197 nucleotides. RefSeq names its product large subunit GTPase 1 homolog. Gene Ontology annotation, biological process: ribosomal subunit export from nucleus. The record is from RefSeq and is a predicted model, not a curated record. Gene Ontology annotation, cellular component: cytosol. The coding region runs from base 151 to 2130 and encodes 659 amino acids. The transcript has 6 exons. NCBI's taxonomy places the organism in Eukaryota, Metazoa, Arthropoda, Insecta, Coleoptera, Buprestidae. Gene Ontology annotation, molecular function: GTPase activity; GTP binding.